This is a messenger RNA of Cuscuta campestris, 1635 nucleotides long. The record is from the annotation of a GenBank genome assembly. NCBI's taxonomy places the organism in Eukaryota, Viridiplantae, Streptophyta, Magnoliopsida, Solanales, Convolvulaceae.
AAGUUGGAAGCCAAAUGCUCUUCACUAGUGUUCUAUCAAAGCUAUCUGGAGAUGAUUGCUGCUCAAGAACAUACCGAAUUUCUUCAUAUGGAGAUUCACUCCAAAUAUGAAGAUGAAGUUCUUGAAUUCUACAGAAAUGGAAAGGUCAAAACUGUCCAAUCAAAGAAGGACCCACAGAGGACGAUUCAAGUUAUCAAGUCCACUGUUGGAGGAACCAAAGUGAAAAUUUCUCAGAAGAAAUUGGAGGAGAAGCUUAAUCUUCCCAAUUCUGGAAAUGAAAUUGGGAGACUUCCAGCCAAGAAUCUGGAUUGGAAGACUGUUGGGAUUUCUAGGCAAAUCCCCUCUGGUCCAGCGAAGAAAUCAGAUUUUAAGAAUGAUUACAAGUUAAUCCUGGAAUUGGUCAUCGCAUGCCUUGAAUGUGGCAGUGGAGGACAUUCUGAUGACAUCACUCAAGAGAGGGCAUUCAUCAUCAACGCCCUCAUUACCAGAUCUAAGACCAUGGGUGUUGCCUUAGAAGGCAAGAAGUAUGAUGCCAGAUAUUGGCUAUACUAUCUAUCUUCCAAAGGAGAAAACAAAAUCAGUUCAAGUGUAGAGGAAAGUUCUUCAGACAAUGUCCUUAUCAGGAGUCUGAAGAAGUCAGUAAAGAGGAAGCAAGUGGUGUCCUCCUCCCCUAGUGCUGAAGCACCUCACACCCUUGCAGUGGUGAAUUUGGAAGAACAAGAAGAAGAAGUUUCUGCACAAGGAGAACUUCAAAGAAAGAAGAAAAGAAAAAUCACUUCUCCCCCCACAUCUGGAAAUGUCAAUCCAGAUGAGUUGAUGGGAAAAGAACCAGUUGAGGAAACUUCUGCCCACAACCAGAGCCCUAAACAACUUGAUGAAGAACUUCCUCAAGUUCAGAGUUUUCAACCUCCUCAAACAGAUGAUGCUGAGAACCAAUUCAUGCAACUCUACUUUGACUGGAGAGCUUGGAAGGUUGGAAACUCAGCAGAGCAGUUGUUGGAAUGGGACCAACAACUGAAAAAUAAGAAGAUCAUCAAGAAAUGCUUGGGUCUGCCAGUCAACCGCUGCUGUGAGCAAAUCCUGUGGAAAAGAACCUAUGAAGAUUUGCAUCUGGAACACUUGGCGACCUCACCAGUUUCAGAAUUUGAGCCUGAACUUGAGAUUCCGGAGAAGUCAGAAGAAAAUCUGGAGAAGUCCACUCCUCCAGAAACAAAUGAAGUUCAAAAAGACCAAGCUAUAGAAAUCGAGAGGAGUUCUGCAGAAGCUGAAAACGAAGCUCAAAUGACUAGACUGGAUACCUCUGAAACUCCAGUUGCUAUCUUUGAGCAGAACAUUGAAGUUGAAGACAGAGAUUCUCUUUCAAGGGACAUCUCUGUGUGGUAUCGGAGCUGGGUUACGAAGUUACUAGUUUAGUAGUUUUUACCGUUAUUGUUUUUGUAGAUUAGUCAAUAAAUUUUGGAGACAAAAAUUUAUCCCAUUAAAAUUUAAUUAGGUGGCCAUAUUUAGAUACUGGACCUAAUAUAAUUUUGUUCAGUAAUUUUCGGAAUUACUGUUUGGGGUAUUUUUAUAUUAUUCUUAUUAAGUAGUUUAUGUGUAGAAUAAUUGUUAUUUGUGCCAUAAAUACUUAAUAUUUAU